CAUAAUACAGUAUAUUUUCCAUAGUGUCUUCAUUUACUCCACAACCAGGGUUGAUCGACCCAGCAGGAGCAUCACAUAUUGGUAUAAAUCACUCAUUUCCGUUAUUGGAUGACCUACUCUAUAAAAACACGACAAGAGAAACAUAUAAUCAGCAGCUACUGAUGUGAAGAGAAAGAAAGAGGAGAGCCGCCUGCAGCUGAAUUUGUCUUGAUAAAAUCGAACCAACAAGAUCUUAAAGCUACUGAAUUUGAUGCCGUGCCAGCAAUUUUUUUCCCCCUGAUGUGCACAAAUACACAAUAUGGCUCCACGGACAGUGCUGUCUUUGAUUUUGCACAACUACUGUAUUCUUAUAGAAUGAGAUGUAAAGAACUGUGAACUGUCAAAUAUAAAACAGUAAGUACGAAAGUAUGACUUACAGAAGGUAUACUUAACUAAGAACAUUUCAGGAAACACAUAUUAACGAUAAGGUACAGGUUAAGAUUGAUGUAGCUUUAAGAAGGUUUUGGGAAACGCAGCCCUGGUACCUCGGCAGCAACACUACAUCUGAACAUUAGUACUGUGUUGGGUGUGAUAGACUCAUCUCAGUUACUGAAUCUCAGUGUCGUAGGGCGCAUCUCUCCUGCUUCACGGAGCUGUGGUGAGCAGCGCACUAAUAGCGUGAGCAUAUAAUGCUAGUCACAGAAAAAUAACAACAUUUCUGUAAAAUAUACAGUGCACUCAGAAAGUAUUCAGGUCCUUUCAUUUCUUCACAUUCUGUUAUUGUUGCAGCCUUAUUCAGCCGUCUACACUCCAAACUCCAUCAUGACAGCAGAAAAACCAGAACCAGAAAAAGAUAAAUGAAAUAGACCAUUUUCUCUGACACUUGAAAUCUAGCACAGGUAGUGGUGAUGGCGACAGACAGAGGUAUAGUGGAAGACUGGCUCUCCGAAUUCAAGGCAUUGUCUGAAACGCAGAUGUCUGGUUACGCUGGAGUCCUCGAUCAGAAGAAUACACUGGUGCCAGCUCUCUACAGCAUCAUCCAGGACCCUGACAGUGAGCUGUUGGAGCCGGUGUGCCAUCAGCUGUUUGAGCUGUACCGCAGCUCAGAGGACUGUCUGCGCCGCUUCACACUGCAGUUCCUGCCCGAGCUACUGUGGGUUUACCUGCGCAGAGACAGACACAGCAGCGGCUGCAUCGAGGCUCUUCUGCUGGGCAUUUACAACCUGGAAAUUGUGGAUAAAGAUGGAAAUGGCAAGCUGUUUUCGUUCCUGAUCCCAUCCCUGUCCAAGCCAUCCAUAUAUCAUGAGCCAUCCAGUCUGGGCUCCAUGGCUUUGACUGAGGGCGCUCUCUGUCAGCACGACCUGAUCAGAGUGAUCUACAGCGGCCUGCACCCACAGAGAGAGACCUUCACUGCCCAGAACAGGUUUGAGGUGCUGUGUUUCCUGAUGCUGUGCUAUAACUCGCUGGUGGUCUACAUGCCCCACUCAUCACACCGGGCCGUCUGCAGGAUGAGCUCACGGCUGUGCGUGAGCGGCUUUCCCCGUCAGCAGCUGAAGGCCUGGACCACUCCCUGCAUGCGUGUGCUGUUGGAGCCCCAGUUCAUGGUGCAGAUGCUGGCUGCUGUCUAUCAUGCCAUAUAUAACGGCGAGUGGGAUGCUGGGAGAGAGGCUUUGGAUGACAUCCUGUACAGAGCUCAGCUGGAGCUGUAUUCAGAGCCACUGCUGCUGGGCAAUGCGAUGAAGAGCUCUCUGCCUGGCAGCGCUCCAGAUGGAUCUCAGGGGAGGAAGGUCCUGCAGGUGGAGGUCACUUCCAGCAUCAGAAGGAUCUCCCGCUGCACCAUCACUGCCGCAUCCAUCCGCAGACUGCGCUGGAAGAGAGAGGAUGCAGACCAGCUGAGCAGGGAGGAGGACUCCUCUGGCCUGAACGAUGCGGAUGAGGGCUUCUCGUCUGGCGCGUCCAGCAGCAGCCAGCCCAGCGGUGUGCGUGGGAGGAAGAGCCGCCCGUCCGCUCGCAGGACCUCCAGCACCUCUCUGGACUGCAGGGCAGGGCUGGGCUCCGGUGCCGAGGCUCGAAGAUACUCCAUCCUCAGCCUGCAGGAGCAGCAUCUGCCGGAAGAGACGGAGCUGCUUUCUCCUGGAAAACAGAGCAGAUCACCCAGCUUCAACAUGCAAAUUAUCUCACAGGUCUAGAAUCGGCUGCCUCGUUCUUGACAGAAGAAUUAUACCCCAAAAGCAGGAACUGUCGUUACUUACUCAUGUCAUUUCAACCCUGUAUUAUUCUCAUGAAACGUAAAAGCGGUCCAAGCCAGGAUGGUGGGUGGUGAUUCAUACUGCCACUCAGUGAACACUGUACCAACUUCACACCAGUCAAUAUUACUUUUACUUCCAUUUCUACACUCAGUUUGUAUAAGAACAAAGUGAAAUGUAAGCAGUUAUCUCCAACUCCAACUUUAUUUAUAAAGCACCUAAUAAAACAACUAAGUUGACCAAAGUGCUGUACAGUAAGUUCCAUUAAUAAAUAAAUAAAUAAUAAUAAAAAAAAAUCAAUACACAACAUACAGAACAGACCCAAAAGGGUAACUACAGCAACAAUACCUCAGCACUCAUUCCUGAUCAAAGGCUAAUGAAAAAAAAAUGUUUUUAACUGCUUCUUAAAUUCAUUCAGAGAAGAUAAUUAUCGCAAAAACACUGGCAAACUGUUCCAAAGCCUUGGUGCAGCUACCGAAAAUGUGCGGUCAACUCUGAAUUUUAAUUUUGAUCGAGGAACAUGUAGGAGAUUUUGUCCUUUAGAUCGUAAUGAUCUCUUUGACUCUUGAACAUGAAUAAGAUCAGCAAUGUAUGGAGGGGCUAAAAAUUAAAAAUGAAAAUCUUAAAAUUAAUUCUAUAAGUUACUGUUAAUCAAUGCCAUGAUCUCAAAACAGGGGUAAUGUGGUCAUACUUCCGUGUACCUCUCAGUAGUCUUGCGGCUGAAUUUUGAACCAUUUGUAAUCUGCUGUUCAAAAGUUUUGUUUGAGUACCGUAAUAAAGUGACCUGCAGUAAUCUAAUCGACUCAAAAAGUUAGCAUACAUCCAAGACUUCACCUCAUCUACACAGGCCAACAGACGCCCCAAGGCACUAAAAGAAUUUGGGUUAAAAGACAAAUACAACUGAGUGUCAUCAGCAUAAGAAUGAAAUGACACACCAUGUUUAUCCAAAAUCAAUCCUAAUGGUAGCAUAUACAGAGAAAGGAAAAAAGGUGCUAAAAUAGAGCCUUGCGGGACACCACAAGAAAUGGGUGCCAGUUAUUCACUCAAACUCUCUCUAAUAUAGCUCAAGUCACAUCAAAUGCUCUUUUCCCAUUUCACACAGCCCAGCAUGAUUCAUUUAACUCUUUUCAGACAAGAUGCCAGCCACUGCCAGCAUUUUUGAUAAUUCACAAAAUUCUCAUGGCCCCAGAAUAUUUAGUUGCAUGAAUAUCUGAACAUGCAAUAGAUCAAAAGAAAGAGUCUUUGCUUCUACCAAACAAACAUAAAGGUUUUAUUCUACCUUCAUGCAUUGUUUUUUUAAUCUACACUCAAAUGUAGUUAUGUUUUAAAAAAAAGCAACAUUUAGAUCAAGAAUCUGAGAAAAUGGCGUUUAAUCAAUGACUACAUCCAGAUCACAUUCAGUACUGAGUUCACUUUAGGUGGUUUUGAAUUAUAUGCUUAUUUGAUGGUUGAAACUUUUAUACCACCCCCUAACUGUAUAACAGUGAAAACACAGAAUGGCGGAAAAUUUCAUCAAUGGUGGGGAAAGAGUUGAAAGCAUGACCAGGCAAAAAAGAACGUGAUCAGUCAGUAAAGGCUUUAAUGGCUGUGUUUCUCACACGGGGCUGCUGCGGUCGUAUAGAAUGAUUUAAUGGGGCUCUCUGGAAAGGAAAGAGAGAAAGAAAUCAUACAGGACUGAAAUGACACAAGAGUAAAUAAUGAUGGUUUUGAUUUGAUGGUUUCCAUUGUUGGCUGAACUAAUCUUUUAAAAGUUGAAGUGACAGCUGGCCUGGCAGUGAUCUAACCGUCUCUCUCUCAGACCAAAUCUGAGCCGGACCGACAUGUGCGAAUCGAACAUUGUGAAUUUUCUGAUGACAGUCAGCAAUAAAUCAUCCCUAGUCCUCCAGAAGAUUUGAAUGUGUUACUGCAGUGUCUAAUGCGGCCCUCUGAUUUGGAUCAAAUUUCAUAUAAAUAUUUGUUUUUAUGGCAGUGUUUUGAGGUUUUUCAUGGUUAUGUUCUUAAGAUUAUUCUGACGGAAAUUAUCAGACGCCCUAAUGACUCUGAUCUUGGCAGACUCUCUGAGAAAGGGACAGUCAACAUAUAAAUUGAUAUAUUUAUGUGAUAUGCUUGUGUGUGAAUAAUAUAAAAUACAAUCCCGUCAGAAGACAACAUGCUGUAGAUGUGGCGAGUAGUCUUGUAUUUUGCAGACGCUUUAAUCCAAAGCCAUCCUUGAAAGGUUUCAGUGCUGCUCGUGGCAUAGAGGUUCAUGAAUGGGAUGAGCAUUUAUCGGCCGUCAGCCUCACACUAUCACAACAGUGUCCAUAGAGCUGGUCUGCAGGUCAGGCUGUGCUGAGGCUGAGCUUUGCUAACAUGGGAACAGACAUUAGUGAUUUUAUAGAUGGUCACAAAAGCCUGUAAUAUGAUUAAAGAUCAGCAGUGUGUCAGUGUGUUUUGUCCAGCCUGGAUCGAAGGCUCUCAUACAGAUAUAGAUACAAAACAACAAACCACCCUAUGGAGACCAACAGAAGCUGUCGUGUGCUGUUGUGUUGUCAUGUGAAUUAUAUCUGCUGUAUUUGUUUGCUGACUAUCUCUGGUCAUAAUGUGACAUUAUUGUGUGUGUGUGUGGGUGGGUGGGUGUGUGUUCUGUCUAUGUGCUUGAGUAUUUCAGCACAAAAGUGGAUCUGUGUCCUGUAUUUCACUGUUUCACAGCCCAAAGUCCAUUCCAGCCAUUUUAGUCAGGGAUGUUUUUCUCUGAUUGUGCUUUGUUUUGUUUUGCUUUUUUUUUAAUGCACACAGCUGUAAUGUGUCUGUUAAUGUCAUUCUGUCUCAUUUUGAUAUGUCUCCGCUGAGUAAAGUUGUUGUGUGCUGUGAUCAAAGCUCCAGAAGAGUUCCUGAACUGAACACUGAACUGCCUCUGCUAGAAAAAGAAAAUGUGAGAUUAUACUGUGAAUAAAAGUGGUUAGUCAUGUA
Cyprinus carpio (common carp) is the source of this 5174-nucleotide messenger RNA. RefSeq names its product family with sequence similarity 126 member B (gene hycc2). Gene Ontology annotation, biological process: protein localization to plasma membrane; phosphatidylinositol phosphate biosynthetic process. The record is from RefSeq and is a predicted model, not a curated record. Bases 888 to 2168 code for a protein of 426 amino acids. The transcript has 11 exons. NCBI's taxonomy places the organism in Eukaryota, Metazoa, Chordata, Actinopteri, Cypriniformes, Cyprinidae. Gene Ontology annotation, cellular component: plasma membrane.